This is a messenger RNA of Momordica charantia (bitter melon), 1735 nucleotides long. It is a transcript of the gene LCR, whose product is annotated as Galactose oxidase/kelch repeat superfamily protein. NCBI's taxonomy places the organism in Eukaryota, Viridiplantae, Streptophyta, Magnoliopsida, Cucurbitales, Cucurbitaceae. Gene Ontology annotation, molecular function: protein binding. The record is from RefSeq and is a predicted model, not a curated record.
AGCUCCGCAGAAAGGAAGAGAGGGCUGGGCAUGGAAGGCCUGGCCAUGCUUAGGCAGCUAAUCGCUCAGCUUCAGGAGCUCUUGGAAUUCUACGAUUCUCAUCCUCCGCCGCCGCCGCCACCCCCGCCGCCGUCGCCGCCGCUUCAUCCUCUUCCUCAACUGCCUCUCACCCUAGCUCCUUCUCGCCAAAGAUGGUGCUUCAAAGAUAUUGAUGACAACUCUGCAGAUGAUUAUUAUGGCCUUGUAAUGGCAGCUGGUAGAUCAGGGAAUUGUAAGAUGACAGAAUCUUGCAUACUUCCACCUGUAAAGAAAUCAAGAAAGGAGCGGAACCGAGGAAAACUGUCUGGAUCAGCAGCAACAACUGAGGUGAUGGAAGAAGAAAUUUGGAAAGAUUUCCCAGAAGACCUUUUCGAAGCUGUCAUUGCUAGACUUCCCAUUGCUACAUUCUUUCGCUUUCGUGCUGUUUGUCAAAAAUGGAACUCGCUGCUAAACUCUGAAAGUUUCUCUCUUUACUGUGCCCAAGUCCCACAAAUCACCCCCUGGUUUUAUACCAUUACACACGACAUGGUUAGUUCAGGAGCCAUAUAUGACCCUUCUUCGAAAAAAUGGCACCAUCCAUCCAUUUCAUCUCAGCCUAUAAAGCUACUUGUCCUGCCAGUUGCAUCUGCUGGAGGCCUUGUGUGCUUGCUCGAUUUCAGCCAUAGGAACUUCUAUGUAUGCAAUCCUCUAACUCAAUCUUUUAAAGAGUUGCCAGCUAGAUCAGUUGAGGUGUGGUCUCGUGUUGCGGUAGGGAUGACUCUAAACGGGAGUUCGACCAGCGGGGGCUAUAAGAUCUUAUGCCUCGGCUGUGAUGGAGAGUACGAGAUUUAUGACUCCAUAAAAAACUCUUGGAUUCACCCUGGGAGCAUUCCUUCUAAUAUUAAGCUUCCGUUGUCCCUGAACUUCCGCUCACAAGCUGUCUCCAUUGACAGCACACUUUACUUCAUGCGUUCAGACCCUGAAGGGAUUGUGUCCUACAACAUGGUCACUGGGGUUUGGAAGCAGUUUAUAGUUCCCGCACCGCUACAUCUGACAGACCAUACACUUGCAGAGUACGGGGGCCGGAUCAUGCUCGUGGGGUUGUUGACGAAAAACGCUGCCACGUGCGUGUGCAUAUGGGAGCUGCAGAAGAUGAUGCUCUUAUGGAAGGAGGUUGACAGAAUGCCAAACAUAUGGUGCUUGGAGUUUUAUGGAAAGCACGUUAGAAUGAAUUGCUUGGGAAACAAGGGGUUGCUCAUGCUGUCCUUGAGAUCGAGACAAACGAACAGAUUGGUUACGUACAACGUGGCGAGCAAGGAAUGGUCGAAAGUUCCCGGGUUGCCUCGUGGGAGGAAGCGCCAAUGGAUAACAUCCGGGACUGCAUUUUACCCUUGCCCGACUGCUGUGGCUUGACUUAGCUUAGCUUCUCGUCGGCUCCGCAGCCACGUCUCAUUUGAAAAGCUGCUCGUUAACAUGUAAGCUUUAUUUCUUCUUUCCACGCAAGGCUUUUUUGCUGCUGAUUUUCUUCAUCUUGUAGUUUUGUUUUUGAUGAUCAGUUAGAAUGGUAGUUUGAGUUUAUUUUUCUCAACAAUCAGACUCUUGUGAUUCUCUGGUGUACAAACCUGUGUACAAAAUAACUUUAAAAUGUCAAAAGACAAGUUUAAGAAUUUCCAUUUCUCUGGGCUGGGAAUUGUAUAAUAUCUUUGCUUCCAAAAAA